ACCAUGCCAGCCACCUGCUCUGAUAUUAUCAAGAUCAUCCUUGCGAUCAUCCUCCCGCCUCUUGGUGUUUUCCUCGAGCGCGGCUGCGGUGCCGACCUCCUCAUCAACAUCCUCCUGACGUGUCUGGGCUACAUUCCCGGAAUUAUUCACGCCCUAUACAUCAUUCUGAAGUGA
Cutaneotrichosporon oleaginosum is the source of this 174-nucleotide messenger RNA. Lineage: Eukaryota; Fungi; Basidiomycota; Tremellomycetes; Trichosporonales; Trichosporonaceae. The record is from RefSeq and is a predicted model, not a curated record.